Molecule: messenger RNA, 4526 nt
Organism: Balaenoptera musculus (blue whale)
Lineage: Eukaryota; Metazoa; Chordata; Mammalia; Artiodactyla; Balaenopteridae
Gene: SLMAP
Product: sarcolemma associated protein
Exons: 24
Coding region: 27-2627 (866 amino acids)
Biological process (GO): regulation of membrane depolarization during cardiac muscle cell action potential; acrosome assembly; single fertilization
Cellular component (GO): acrosomal membrane
Molecular function (GO): protein binding
Source: RefSeq, a predicted model, not a curated record
GGAGAGACACCCCAAGUCUGUCCUCGAUGCCGUCAGCCUUGGCCAUCUUCACUUGUCGCCCGAACUCACACCCGUUUCAGGAGCGUCAUGUCUACCUGGACGAGCCUAUUAAAAUCGGCCGCUCGGUGGCCCGCUGUCGACCAGCGCAGAAUAAUGCUACCUUUGAUUGCAAAGUGCUGUCAAGGAACCAUGCUCUCGUCUGGUUUGAUCACAAGACGGGCAAGUUUUAUCUCCAAGACACUAAAAGUAGUAAUGGUACCUUUAUAAAUAGUCAGAGAUUGAGUCGAGGCUCUGAAGAAAGUCCACCAUGUGAAAUUCUUUCCGGUGACAUUAUCCAGUUUGGGGUAGAUGUGACGGAGAACACACGGAAAGGUACGGUUACCCAUGGGUGUAUUGUUUCCACAAUAAAACUUUUUCUACCAGAUGGUAUGGAAGCCCGGCUCCGCUCAGAUGUCAUCCAUGCUCCAUUACCAAGUCCUGUUGACAAAGUUGCUGCUAACACUCCAAGUAUGUACUCUCAGGAACUAUUCCAGCUUUCUCAGUAUCUUCAGGAAGCCUUACAUCGGGAACAGAUGUUGGAACAGAAGUUAGCCACGCUUCAGCGGCUACUAGCCAUCACCCAAGAGGCUUCAGAUACCAGUUGGCAGGCUUUAAUAGAUGAAGAUAGACUCUUAUCACGGUUAGAGGUUAUGGGAAACCAAUUACAGGCUUGCUCCAAAAAUCAAACAGAAGAUAGUUUACGGAAGGAACUUAUAGCAUUACAGGAGGAUAAACACAACUAUGAGACGACAGCCAAAGAGUCCCUGAGGCGGGUUCUUCAGGAGAAAAUUGAAGUGGUUAGAAAACUUUCAGAAGUUGAGCGAAGUCUGAGUAAUACUGAAGAUGAAUGUACCCACCUGAAAGAAAUGAAUGAACGGACUCAGGAAGAAUUAAGAGAAUUAGCCAAUAAAUAUAAUGGAGCAGUUAAUGAGAUUAAAGAUUUAUCUGAUAAAUUAAAGGUAGCAGAGGGAAAACAAGAGGAAAUCCAACAAAAGGGACAAGCUGAGAAAAAAGAAUUACAACAUAAAAUAGAUGAAAUGGAAGAAAAAGAACAGGAGCUCCAGGCAAAAAUAGAAGCUUUGCAAGCUGAUAAUGACUUCACCAAUGAAAGGCUAACAGCUUUACAAGUACGGUUAGAACAUCUUCAAGAGAAAACUCUUAAAGAAUGCAGCAGCUUAGGGAUACAAGUUGAUGACUUCUUACCUAAAAUAAAUGGGAGCACAGAAAAAGAGCACUUGCUUUCAAAGAGUGGCGGGGACUGCACUUUUAUUCAUCAAUUCAUAGAAUGCCAGAAGAAGCUGAUCGUCGAGGGGCAUCUAACCAAAGUGGUAGAAGAAACAAAGCUUUCAAAAGGUUCGUUUUCUGUGGGUUUCUGUGGCAUUUUUCUGUGGGUUUUGACGACUCUUUUGGAUAAUGAAGAGAACCAGGCAAGAGCAAAGGAAUCUGAUUUAUCAGAUACUCUGAGUCCAAGCAAGGAGAAAAGUAGUGACGACACUACAGACGCCCAAAUGGAUGAGCAAGACCUAAAUGAACCCUUUGCUAAAGUGUCCCUAUUAAAAGAUGACUUGCAGGGUGCACAGUCAGAAACUGAGGCAAAACAAGAAAUUCAGCAUCUUCGGAAGGAAUUGAUUGAAGCCCAGGAACUAGCUAGAGCAAGUAAACAAAAAUGCUUUGAACUUCAAGCUCUUUUGGAAGAAGAAAGAAAAGCCUAUCGAAAUCAAGUUGAGGAAUCCAGUAAACAAAUACAGGUUCUUCAAGCCCAACUGCAGAGGUUACACAUCAAUAUUGAGAAUCUCCGGGAGGAGAAGGACAGUGAAAUCACAAGCACUCGAGAUGAAUUGCUUAGUGCCCGAGAUGAAAUUUUACUCCUUCAUCAAGCAGCAGAAAAGGCUGCCUCUGAGCGGGACACUGACAUUGCUUCUCUACAAGAAGAGCUUAAGAAAGUGCGAGCCGAGCUUGAGCGGUGGCGGAAAGCAGCAUCUGAAUAUGAGAAAGAAAUAAUGAGUUUGCAAAAUACUUUUCAGCUUCGAUGUCAGCAGUGUGAGGACCAGCAGAGAGAAGAAGCAAUGAGGCUACAAGGUGAACUAGAGAAGUUGAGAAAGGAAUGGAAUGUAUUGGAAGCCGAAUGCCGUUCUCUAAAAAAGGAAAAUGUUUUGCUAUCAUCAGAACUGCAGCGGCAAGAAAAAGAAUUGCACAAUUCUCAGAAGCAGAGUUUAGAGCUUACCAGUGAUCUCAGCAUCCUGCAGAUGACUAGGAAAGAGCUUGAGAAUCAAGUGGGAUCCUUGAAAGAACAGCAUCUUCGGGAUUCAGCUGAUUUAAAAACUCUUCUCAGUAAGGCUGAAAACCAAGCAAAGGAUGUACAGAAAGAGUAUGAAAAGACACAGACUGUACUCUCAGAACUGAAGUUGAAGUUUGAAAUGACUGAGCAGGAAAAACAAUCAAUCACAGAUGAGCUCAAACAAUGUAAAGACAACCUGAAGCUGCUCCGAGAGAAAGGAAAUAAUCCUUCCAUAUUACAACCCGUCCCAGCCGUAUUCAUCGGCCUAUUCCUGGCUUUCCUGUUUUGGUGUUUCGGUCCAUUGUGGUAGAGAAAGAAACCCUGGCCCUGGAUGCCCAUGUUGGCUGCCCUGGUUGCGGUGACAGCCAUCGUGCUGUACGUGCCAGGUCUGGCCAGAGCUUCUCCAUGAGAGCGUUUCUUGAGUCCGUACACCGUCCUCCCUCUAGAAGCUGGCACCACACUCAUGCUGGGGACAAACAGAACCAUUUUCUUCCUUUUUACCUCUUAAAACAGCAGAAGUGCAAGAAUACAGCUGUAGGGUCAUUGCUUUAAAUUAUAUAAAAUGUAUCUGUCUAUAAAGAGGAUAUAAAAUUGUGACUUUAUUCUACUGUAAGCAAUAAUUUGCUUGCAAUUUUUCAUGUAAUUUUUAAAUUAGUAUGUUGAAAUUCUGAAUAUUAUGGUGGCCUAAAGUAGGCUUCUUGGUACACCAAAUUAUUUAUAACAUUAAAUUUAUGGGUAUUUUACUCUGAAUUCUAAUGGCCAGAUAAUUCAUUUUUUUGAUUCGAUAACUACCCAAACCAAACAACUGAUACAUACAUGGGAAGAGAGGCCCUGUGUGCUCAGUGCCUAUCAGUUUGAAUAUAUACACAUAUAUAUAUAUAUUUUUUACAUAUUUACGCCAUUUUUACUUGUUAUAAAACCACUGAGCUAUUGGGAACAAGACUUAGAGACAACUAUUUGCGUGGAUUUUUUUUUUUUUUUAAGGAGAAAUACACUUGGAAAAUACUCUGUUCUAGUGAUAAUUUGGGGAAUAUGUGCACGUUUGUUCAGCCUUAAUGUGACUUGACGAUGUGGAGGACAUCAACUUUGAAAAACUUUCCAUGAGAGUGUGUAUUUUCUUGAGCAAACUGAAGUAUUUCUGGGAGCAAAAACAUAGUAAUUAUACAGUUUCAGUGCAGUAAACCAAACUGUUGAGUCAAUUGGAAUGUAAUUUAUUAAACCUCAUGUAUUUAAAGAGAUAUUUUCUUUAAAAGCCAAGUUACUUUCUCAUACACAGCAUUUUAGGAAGCAUGACUUUUUUUUUUCCUAUCAUCUCUUCCUCCAAGCAUGUUUAAUUGAAGAAAGAGAAUUAAUAUCUCUUUAGAUAAGCUUUUACUGACUUAAUUUGGUUAAUGAUAUUUCAAAGCUAAUUCAUAUUCGAGGGGAGCAGUUGUUACCUACCAACAGAUUUCCUGGUUGGGGAGGCAAAUGGUUAUUUUCUUUUUAUUGUUGUUAAUUGGGACGUUCUGUUAAUGAGAAGCACUAUUCCCAAGAUUAAUAGUGUUCCAUGCACAGUAAAGCACCUAAACACUGCUUGAUGUUACAAAUUUAAAACACGGAAGUGAAGGUUUAGCUAUGGUUUUUGUGCGGCACCACAGUUAUGUCAAUGAAGUUUAUUUAGGUCGUAGAAUAUCCUAAAGUAUCACAUAGUUAAAUUUUUCAGUCAAUGAAAACUGGGAGGGAAUGUCAGUGAAUUGGCUUGAGUGUUCUGUGGCAAUCCACAGGCCUGGCCAAAUAUUGAAAUAGAAGUUUAGGAUAUAAUUUGCCUUGUGAUGUUUGGCAGUCAUUGUUUAUACUUUAAAGGUUGUAUUUUAAGCCAUUUGGGGUUUGCUGUUGGGAGGAUCACUAGAUUUAUGGAGGAAUUAGUCACAAAUGACUUGUAGAAAAUACUGUCAUAUAGUUCAUUUCAUCAUUUUCUGUUGCAGGAAGCCACUCCACCACAGAAUGCUAAUAUGCCAGUGGUACCCAGUACCUCCUGUAUAUAGGUUAUUGCAAAUAUUGUUCUGAAAUGCUUAACUUCAGAAUUACAUUUUUUAAAGUAAAUAAUUGUUUUAAAUCUAUUUUGUAAAGAUAUAAAGUACAAUAGAAUUUCUGGAGUACAGAUUAAACUAUUUGCACUAACACACGUGAUGUGCAUGAUUUAAUAAAAUAACUUUACUCUCCCUAUGCA